AUGAGCCUCAACGAGCACUCGAUGCAGGCGCUGUCCUGGCGGAAGCUCUACCUCAGCCGGGCCAAGCUCAAAGCCUCCAGCCGCACCUCGGCGCUCCUCUCCGGCUUCGCCAUGGAAACCCACAAAAUUUACAAGCAGAAAUUGGAGGAACUCACAAGCUUGCAGGUGGCUUGCAGCAGUUCUGUAAAGAAGCAAAAACAGAGACUGAAGGAGUUGCAGGAUAACUUUAAAAGGUGCGACGGCCAGGGCAGCUCAGAAACGGAGCUCAUCCUGCAGAUCAACAACCAGAUCCGUGACCGCCAGAAUGUUUUCUUCGACAUGGAGGCCUAUUUGCCGAAGAAGAACAGUCUGUACUUAAAUCUGGUGUUGGGGAACGUUAAUGUUACUCUGCUAAGCGAUCAGGCCAAGUUUGCCUACAAAGACGAAUAUGAAAAAUUCAAACUCUACUUAACCAUCAUCCUGUUGCUCGGAGCGGUUGCCUGCCGGUUUGUUCUCCAUUAUCGGGUCACUGAUGAAGUGUUCAAUUUCCUCUUGGUUUGGUAUUACUGCACGCUGACGAUAAGAGAAAGCAUCCUCAUUAGCAAUGGAUCGAGGAUUAAAGGCUGGUGGGUGUCUCAUCAUUACAUUUCUACGUUCUUAUCUGGGGUGAUGCUAACUUGGCCAGAGGGUCUCAUGUACCAAAUGUUCCGGAACCAGUUUUUAUCUUUCUCCAUUUUUCAGAGCUGUGUCCAGUUCCUUCAAUAUUAUUAUCAGAGUGGGUGCCUUUAUCGACUCCGUGCUCUGGGGAAGAGAAACCACUUAGAUCUCACAGUGGAGGGGUUUCAGUCCUGGAUGUGGCGAGGUCUGACGUUUCUCCUCCCUUUUUUGUUCUUUGGGCAGUUUUGGCAACUCUACAACGCGAUCACCCUUUUCGAACUGUCCAGGCACAAGAAGUGUAAAGAAUGGCAAGUUUCAGUUCUGGCUCUGACAUUUCUGAUUCUCUUCCUCGGAAACUUCCUCACCACGCUGAAAGUGGUCCACACAAAAUUCCAGAAGAACAAAACCAAGAAGUUGUGAAAGAGGAGGACUGAACUGGCAGGCAGGACAAGUCAACGUGGGAUGGAGUUGUGGUUCAUGGUGGCCUUCUCUGCAUGUGUUCCAACUAGUUCUCCAGCUUCCUGACUGGCCUGCCGCUAAGCAAAGCCCUGGAGGAAAUGCCACUCAACGUCCCGUUGUCUCCUCCAAAAAUGACUGAUUGCCCAAUGCUGCUGUCUUCCCACCAAUGAGUGACCUGUUUAUAUAUUUAUACUGAAUGCAAGAUCCCAAACUUUGGGGAGACAUAAUGUUGGUCCUCUCUGGGAGGGACACGGAGAUAGAAUUAUUAUGGAAUAAAGCGAGCUUUAAUUA
Messenger RNA from Protobothrops mucrosquamatus (brown spotted pit viper), 1386 nucleotides. RefSeq names its product calcium release-activated calcium channel protein 1. Gene Ontology annotation, molecular function: store-operated calcium channel activity. Lineage: Eukaryota; Metazoa; Chordata; Lepidosauria; Squamata; Viperidae. The transcript is spliced from 12 exons. Gene Ontology annotation, biological process: fat cell differentiation; store-operated calcium entry. Gene Ontology annotation, cellular component: nuclear inner membrane. The coding region runs from base 1 to 1056 and encodes 351 amino acids. The record is from RefSeq and is a predicted model, not a curated record.